AUGGCAACCUUUGCCUUUCCAACUAUUUAUACUCUUUAUAGGUAUCUUUAUUCUGGAAAGAUUGUCGACUUCGCUAUACUGAGCGAUGUAGCACUUCCACCAACACUCACACCGCCAGAGAAGAUUGGGCUGAUAAUGAGCGAUCUAAAAGCAAAAGUCAGCUGGAUUCCACCAGUUAAUCUACCAUUCCAAGUGUUCGGAAAUUCGUGGAGAAACAUCUCUUACGAAGUUCGCCUUGUCUCGCCUGACACUCCCGACUCACCAGUGGCCGUCAAAAUGAGCAACGAAACUUCCGUAGUGGUGCCCAUAAGUCCAGGAUCCGAGUACACGGCUUCGGUUCGCGUCUGCUGGAAUACGGUUUGUUCUCCGUUCGUGAACGUCAUCAACACAGCAUUUGCCGUGCUGAAAUACCCUCCAAUAGCGUUCCUAAAGCGAUCGAACGACGCCACCACAGCUUUCGAUCUUCUCGGGGAAGAAAUGCAAGCGGACGCCAUCAAGAUGAGUCGAUUUUACCCACCGUGUCUCAGAGCCAGCCGAUGUGUUUCCGUUCACCAGUUUUCUGUCCGUGAAUUUUCUCACUGUGCUGGCAAGCAGAGCAAGUCUUGUGUUGGCCACCUCAUAUCAAAUUAUCAGCUACCGUCCUCACUGGAACUGUCGAACACGUGUGAGCAGUUCAAUCCCAUACCCCGCUCUCAACCACCACCAGAGGAACCUGUGCAUUAUAGGAUUUUCUCCUGCUCGCCACCAUUGGAAGAGUGCUCGGAGAUCAUUGGUUUGUCGUCGGACGAUAUCAGUGGAGAAAUUCAUUUUCUUGCUCAGUUCCCGAACGGAACAAGUGCCCUUUAUGAGCUGAAUCAAGAAGACCGAACGCCACGACCACUGGCCACUUCUAAAUUCGUCCAACUAUUGGUAUCGAACGAGAAGGUGAUCUUUGUGACUCAGCGAGGGCGAGUCGGUCAAUGCGACAAGAAGCUCGGCUCCCUUAACGUCAACUACGCGCUCGUAGACGUCAACACCGUGGUUCCAGUGAACCCCACCGAUGUGUCCAAUCGAGUGGAAAUCCAAGCGGAAAGCGUGGUGAUGGGAGAAUCGAAAAAGGAUGAACUCUCGUGGGUUGUCGAUCCUCGACAGGAGCCUGGCAAUGUACUCUACAAGAUUUCCCUCUAUAGAGAAAAACUGUUUGUUGGAGAUGCUCACACGGCUGUUACCACUCUUACAAAGAUGACACUGCCAUCGGAAUUGCUCCAGUCAUGGUCAUCAGCUCAGCGUUUCGAUGUCAGCAUUGCCGGAAUCACUACAUGGAUGUCGUUCAAUACAAGCAAGAUUGGACUGCAGGCUCCAUUGAAACCUCCCACAGCUCCAACAAAUGUACGACUCUAUGCCACACAACAGAAAACCGUCGAUGGUGCUCGAGCGAUUAUUUCGCUUUUCUGGUCACCUCCACUUCAGUGGAAUGCCACACCUUUUCAGUAUAUAAUCAACUGCACGAAGGAUGACGGUACUACGCAAGGAGGCCCUGUGGGAAGCACCAUUACCCAUAUCUCCUUUGAAGUGAAGAGUGGCAAGGUCGAAUGUUCCGUGGCAGCCGCUAACGAACCGAACAACAUUGGCGAAUUCACUCCGAAAAUCUCGAUAGACAGUAGCGAACUAAAGCCUUUGGUGCGACUGUUCGCAAUAGAUUCCACCAAUGCUCUCAUUGCCAUCACUAAUGUUACCCAGGACGAGCCGGUGUCGAAACGAGAGAAGCGUCAGAUCUCACACGUGAACCGGGUAAUAAGUAUUUAUCACAGUAUAGAAUCGAAUCUCUCCUCCAUCCUCAAACAGUGGCAU
Ostertagia ostertagi is the source of this 1830-nucleotide messenger RNA. NCBI's taxonomy places the organism in Eukaryota, Metazoa, Nematoda, Chromadorea, Rhabditida, Trichostrongylidae. The record is from the annotation of a GenBank genome assembly.